UCUCAGAAUGGAUGGACUCAUGGCUGAGCAUACUCGCAAAGGAAUAUCAUCAGCACAAUGCAAAUGGCCGCUCAAGCCCAAAAACGAACCAGAAAUUCACUAUCUGCUUGCAACCACAACUCGCAUCCUCGCAUUUUUCAUUCGCCACUCGCGAAUCGCCAAUGCUCACCUCCUCGCUCCCGCCGCUCACCACCCCCAGCUCCAAGCCCGCCGCGUUGGCGAAGGCCCACAAGCCCAGGCCCGCCGCGGUCUUGGUCUCCGCCUCCGCGCCCGCCACGGCCGCGGCCGGGCCCUCCGCCGACGCCGUAGGCGGUGGCCGGAGCGGCCGCCUCUCCGCGCUCAUCCGCUCCCUCUGCGCCGCGGGCCGCACCGCCGAGGCCGCGCGGGCCCUGGCCGCCGCGGGCGACGGCGCGGGCGUCGUCGCCUACAACGCCAUGGUCGCGGGGUACUGCCGCGCGGGCCAGCUCGCCGCCGCGCGCCGCCUCGCCGCCGCCGUGCCUGUCCCGCCCAACGCCUACACCUACUUCCCUGUCGUGCGAGGGCUCUGUGCGCGGGGCCGGAUCUCCGACGCGCUCGCGGUGCUCGACGAAAUGGCCGCCAGGGGGUGCGCGCCCAUCCCGCCCAUGUACCACGUCAUCCUCGAGGCCGCCGCGUGCAGGGGCGGCGGGUUCAGGAGCGCCGUCAAGGUCCUCGAGGUGCUCCACGCCAAGGGGUGCGCGCUGGACACCGGCAACUGCAACCUCGUCCUCAACGCCAUCUGUGAGCAAGGGUCCGUGGAUGAGGCAAUGGAGCUGCUCAGGAAGUUGCCGUCCUUCGGGUGCAAGCCGGAUGUAGUUAGCUACAACGCGGUGUUGAAGGGCUUGUGUAUGGCCAAGCGGUGGGGUGAUGUGGAGGAGCUCAUGGAAGAGAUGGUUACUGUGGACUGCCCACCGAACAUCGUGACCUUCAAUACCCUGAUUGGUUAUUUGUGUCGGAACGGGUUGUUUGAGCAGGUGCACGAGGUCCUCGCACAAAUGUCAGAGCACGGGUGCACACCGGACAUCAGAAUGUAUGCGACUAUCAUUGACGGGAUUUGCAAGGAGGGACAUCUCGAGGUUGCACAUGAGAUUUUGAGUAGGAUGCCUUCUUACGGGCUAAAGCCCAAUGUCGUUUGCUACAAUACUGUCUUGAAGGGCUUGUGCAGUGCCGAGCGGUGGGAGGAAGCUGAGGAGUUGCUGGCUGAGAUGUUUGAGAAAGAUUGCCCCCUGGAUGAUGUGACAUUCAAUAUACUUGUUGAUUUCUUCUGCCAAAAUGGGUUGGUCGACAGGGUGAUCGAACUUCUUGAGCAAAUGUUGGAGCAUGGAUGCAUGCCGGAUGUCAUAACAUAUACUACUGUAAUCAAUGGCUUUUGCAAAGAAGGGUUCAUUGACGAAGCUGUCAUGUUGUUAAAAAGUAUGUCAUCCUGUGGAUGCAAGCCAAAUACGGUAAGCUAUACUAUUGUGCUGAAGGGUUUGUGCAGUGCUGGGCGAUGGAUUGAUGCUGAGGAGCUGAUGUCUCAAAUGAUUCAGCAAGGUUGCUCACCGAAUCCUGUCACGUUCAAUACAGUCAUGAAUUUCUUGUGUAAAAAGGGAAUGGUUGAGCAGGCCAUAGAACUUCUUAAGCAGAUGCUAGUCAAUGGAUGCAAUCCUGACCUGAUUAGUUACAGCACACUGAUUGAUGGACUUGGUAAAUCUGGCAAGACUGAGGAAGCAUUGGAGCUCUUGAAUGUGAUGGUUAAUAAAGGGAUGAGCCCAAAUACAAUCAUUUAUUCAUCAAUAGCGUGUGCUCUCUCCAGGGAAGGCAGAAUUAACAAGGUUAUUCAGAUGUUUGACAACAUCCAAGAUGCCACGAUAAGGUCUGAUGCAGUGCUGUACAAUGCUGUUAUUUCUUCGCUUUGCAAAAGAGGGGAAACAGAUCGUGCUAUUGAUUUUUUUGCUUAUAUGGUGUCCAGUGGAUGUAUGCCCAAUGAAUCGACCUACACUUUAAUUAUUAGAGGUUUAGCAAGUGAUGGAUUCAUAAAGGAGGCGCAGGAGUUGCUGAGUGAGUUGUGUUCCAGAGGCGCUCUAAGAAAACACUUGAUGAGGCAUUUUGGUAUUGCAUAAGCCAAUAGUUAUUACUGCCAAAUGUUGGUGUCCUCGGGCGAUUUCUUAUUAGCAUGAAGAUAGCAUGCACUGCAUUUUGAACUUCAGAUGGUCAAAAAAACAGGUUGCUGCUGUUUGUAACAUAUGAUGUAGCACACCUUUCAAAUGCAAUUUCUGACAGGUGAACACAUAAGUUUCAUGAUGUAACACAUCUUAAUGAGGUCUACUAAUGAGUAGCAUCAUCAUUUCUAGUGCGAGUCAUUGAAGAUAUCAGGAAUACUGAGUCAUUCAAGUUGUUAGGUUUCUAACCUCACAUAUUGGAAUUGAUCAGCCUAAUUUUUCUGUUUA
Molecule: messenger RNA, 2447 nt
Organism: Phragmites australis (common reed)
Lineage: Eukaryota; Viridiplantae; Streptophyta; Magnoliopsida; Poales; Poaceae
Product: pentatricopeptide repeat-containing protein At1g09900-like
Exons: 1
Coding region: 12-2120 (702 amino acids)
Molecular function (GO): protein binding
Source: RefSeq, a predicted model, not a curated record